AUGCGCGAGGCAAUCUUGAUUGUUACGUUUUGGUUUGUGUCUGGCUACGCGCUCCCCAUCGACAAGGAUUACGGUAAUCUUUGAUGGAUUAUUUUUAGGUCUACUGUAAUUUUUUUAAAAUUUAGAUAUUUUGAUGCUUUGCUAAAUCUCAUGUGCUAAGUUUGACCGCAUUAGCAUUUUUGACAGUAAGGCCAUAAUUAUUACUGUACAUAUACAACUAGUCCCUAAUUAAUGAGAUGUUAUUUAGCCUACGGAAAACUACAAAAAUGGACAAAAUGUAGUUUCAGCUACAGAAUCUACGACAAAUACUACCUGUUUCGAAACGAAAAAGACUUCCUCGAUUCCAGGUAUUACUAAUACUCUUUCUUGUUGCUAUUUAUAACAUUUUUUAACUUUUUAAUUAGUUGGCGACCUACCAUUAUGUUUGAAGUUCAUUACUAACGUUCAUACUCAACAAAUUGAAAUAUUUGUUGUACCAUAUGAUACAGCCUGGUUUUUAUACAAAUGCCAUUACUUUCAAAACCAAGUACUUACCGUAUAACGUAAAUCUCUUGUUAAUUUCUUCAGACGAGCAAUUAUAAAAGCCCUAAAUCUAUGGGAAUCAGAAAGCAAAGUAAUUAAGUUUUACGAGCUAUCAGAUCAACAACUUCAACCUGACAUUGACAUUACGUUUGCCAUGAAAGAACACAACUGUACCGAAGCCUUUGAUGGUGCUGGUGGUAUUGUAGCACAUUCGUCCUACCCUCCGCACGGUCUGAUACACUUUGACGCCGAAGAAGUGUGGGCUUUGGACGAUAAGGGGCUGAAUCUGAGUUACGUGAGUCUUAUAUUAUAAAAGCAAACAAUGUUCGAACAGGUGGCACUGCAUGAACUUGGACACGUGCUGGGUUUAAAACACUCCGACGAAAGCAAAUCUAUUAUGAAUCCCGUUUAUAAGUAAGUUAAAAUUGCUUACCAAGCCAGUUAAGAGAAAAGCAUACAUCAUUUGGACAUUUUUUAAUUUUAAAAAAUUAAUUUUCGAACUAUUUUUAAACAGAAAAUAUUAAUUUGGACUAAAAAUAGUAAUUUAUAGGCUAAAAAUGUAAAUUUAUUGAACUUAUUUUUGCAUUAGUAAAAUAAUACUAUAAUAGAAAUGGGGCAGACAAGUUGAGUGGCCAAGAUAUCCGAAGACUCCGACGACUCUUCUCCAACUGUCACCGAGUAUAA
Molecule: messenger RNA, 1206 nt
Organism: Bursaphelenchus okinawaensis
Lineage: Eukaryota; Metazoa; Nematoda; Chromadorea; Rhabditida; Aphelenchoididae
Source: the annotation of a GenBank genome assembly